Messenger RNA from Neofelis nebulosa (Clouded leopard), 729 nucleotides. RefSeq names its product ferritin light chain-like. The transcript has a single exon. The coding region runs from base 25 to 519 and encodes 164 amino acids. Gene Ontology annotation, cellular component: cytoplasm. The record is from RefSeq and is a predicted model, not a curated record. Gene Ontology annotation, molecular function: ferrous iron binding; ferric iron binding. Lineage: Eukaryota; Metazoa; Chordata; Mammalia; Carnivora; Felidae. Gene Ontology annotation, biological process: iron ion transport; intracellular iron ion homeostasis.
UUAGCUCCUCAUUACCAACCAACCAUGAGCUCCCAGAUUGGUCAGAAUUAUUCCACCGAGGUGGAGGCCGCCGUCAACCGCCUGGUCAACAUGCAUCUGCGGGCCUCCUACACCUACCUCUCUCUGGGCUUCUAUUCCGACCGUGACGAUGUGGCUCUGGAGGGCGUGGGCCACUUCUUCCGCGAGUUGGCUGAGGAGAAGCGGGAGGGCGCGGAGCGCCUCUUGAAGAUGCAAAACCAGCGCAGCGGCCGCGCCCUCUUCCUGGACGUGCAGAAGCCGUCCCAAGAUGAGUGGGGUAAAACCCUGGACGCCGUGGAAGCCGCCCUGCUUCUGGAGAAGAACUUGAACCAGGGCCUUUUGGAUCUGCAUGCCCUGGGUUCUGCCCGCACAGACCCCCAUCUCUGUGACUUCCUGGAGAAUCACUUUCUAGAUGAGGAGGUGAAACUCAUUAAGAAGAUGGGCGACCAUCUGACUAAUCUCCGCAGGCUGUCCGGCCCCCAGGCCGACCUGGGCAAGUAACUCUUCGAAAGACUCACCCUCAAGCACGACUAGAAGUCUCUGGAGCCCAGCAGCCUUUGAGAGGGUCCCUCUGGCAUUCCCCCCAGAUGUCAGGGCUUGUGCCUGAGUCUCUCCUUGCAGCCACUAGGCAGCUUUUUAGCCAACCUAGAGCCCUCUCCCAAGCCGUGAACCAAAUGAAAACAAUAAAGUUUUUUGCAGAAAAAAAAAAAA